AAAAUCACAGUUUCCCAUUUCCGAUUCUAAAAUCUUUGGGUUUGGACUGCGAAUAAAACUGUUUACUCCUGAGCAACUCUUGACAGCCAACCGUAAGACCUCGAAACCAGUGCGCGAGUAAUGGCGCACGCAAAAAAACUUCUCCAAAAUCUCUUGAACAUGUAGCAUUUGAAGCGUUUCAGGAAAAAAACAUUGAUAUAAUCAAUUGUUCACUCGAUCAAGUUGUAAUAGGCCCCUCAGAAUGCGUAGCUCUGUUUUGGCGUGUUUGGUCGUAGUGUUGAACAUCUUCUACACACRCUCUGUUGARGUGACAUUCCGAGGAAACCAAUAUUUCAGCUACAGUUUGAAUGGUAAUCCRAUUCCUACAGACAAGAACGUCAUCUCUCUUCGUUUUAAAACAAUCCAUCCUUCGGGGCUGCUGUUAUACAGCAACGGAAUCUCAGACUAUAUCCAACUGGAGUUGAUUGACGGCGCCCUCAAAUACACUCUCUACCUAGGAGGUGAAGAGAAAAGCGAAAUACGAGCUGGCAAAAACUUAUUCAACGGCGAAUGGCACACAGUGAUCGUGCAACGAAGGCAAAGGCAGACGACACUGCAAGUCGAUUCYCAAUCUCCCAUGACYAAAAUUCUUCCAGGACAAUACAAUAAACUAAAUUUAAACAGCUAUAUAUUUGUCGGAGGGAUGAGUGCCGCCACAAAAUUGAAUCGUAAAGUCUCAGCUCCUSACUAUCGUGGAUGCCUCGGAGAUUUGCACUUUGAUAGUAUUAAAUUACUGGAAGGAUUACAGAACAUGCUAUUACCUUAUUUCAAAUAUGGAACGAUACCAUUUAAAUGCCAACUGGAAGAUWAUCGUCCCGUUACGUUUCUGAAUCAAAGGUCGUACGUCAAAGUUACUUUACCUAAAUUACCACAAGACAACGAUACUUUUUCCGCGAGCUUCAAAUUCCGCACGUUUUACGGAAACGGACUCCUGUUCUCGCGYAACGCGAUCAAAGUUAAGAUGUACGUAAGGUUGGACAAAGGGGCAUUGCAUUAUGACGUAACGGCUAACGGAACGAGGACGAAUAUCAAAUUAGGAAGCAAUUUGCAGGACGGAGAAUGGCAUGACGUCAACGCGACAAUYGUCCCACCAAAAGUCAGCCUUCAGUUAGACGGUGAUGUACACUCGCGAAUUCUAAACAUGACCUCACUGUUACUUGAUUAUUCCAAUAARUCCCGGAUGAAAAUCUUCGCAGGUCGAGGCGGUUCGGCGUCAAAGUACCCGGGAUUUGUGGGAUGUAUGUUGAAUCUGAACGUAGACAGUCAUAAGAUUCCCCUCAAAGCAAUGAACAAGAAGAAACAUUCAUAUGGAGUUGAGGUCUCGAAGUGUACCACCAAGAACAGGUGCUUACCAAAUCCUUGUCAUAAUCGAGGGUUGUGUAUCCAAGACUGGGAGAAGUUCUACUGCGAUUGUCACGGCACAUAUUUUGAAGGGAAAAAGUGCCAGAGUCCAGUGUUUAAGCAAACRUGCGAGGAUUAUAGACGACUUGGGCUGAAGAAAGAUUCACAUUGCUUGCUACAUACUGGACGAAUUAAAGCUAAGGACAGAUUUACGGCUCUUUGCAACGUCACAAAUCCUGAAAGGGCAUACACUGUUAUUAAACACAAUCUUGGGACUAAUUCCAUUCGAGUCAAGGACGGCGAGCUUGUAGCUGAAAUGUACGUCCAUAAAAUUUACUAUCAAAACUUAGAAGAAGAUCAAAUCGCAGCCCUCAUUCGUCACAGCGAAAAAUGUCGACAGUUCGUCCGGUUUGACUGUAUAAAUGCCAAACUGUUGAACUCKCCCAGUGAUCGUUCACAUGCUUACUGGGUGUCGCUUAACCGAAUCAGACACAACUACUGGGGAGGGGCAAAUGUGAGCGGAAAGUGCGCAUGCGGAAUGAGUAAGCCUAGCAAGUGUGCAAACCCCGCCAAAUUCUGCAAUUGUGACGUCAAGGAUAGGUAUAAAUGGCGAACUGACGCGGGUUACCUUGACAUCAAGAAUCAACUCCCAGUAAUGACGAUUAUGUUCAAUAAAAAGACCGGGAAGACGGAUAGUAGUUUCAGCGUCGGGCCGCUGGAAUGCUGGGGAAGAACCGACAAAAAGCCAGUGACGACGACUGUAGAGGAUCUCAUCAAAAGUGCAUGCUAUCCGGUCGUUGAACCAACAACUCUUCCCCCGACAGUUACCACGGUAACAAGGACGACUGCAGUAACAUCAGCACCGUGUCCAGUGGGUGAGAUAUGUUUUAAUCUAACGUUCCCUACUGAUCCGACGGGACCAAUAAAGUGGACAAACCCACCAACAGUCGAAAGCACAACGACCAAAGAGAUAAAAGACUUCAAUGUUCAGUCAAAAAMGUCAAGGGAAGACCCAGGAUUAGGGACGACUGGAAUUGUUCUCAUUUCGUGUGCAUUGGUGAUUUUACUUCUCUUAAUGUUGAAAUUCGCGCUGCCGAAAAUCAUCUCAUGCGUACGUACGCAUAGCAAACGAGGCGAGUACAUUGUGCCUAAUUCCGGUCCGCCUGGUUACCCAGCUCGUCUCAUGCCCCUUGUGACAAAACGGGCGUCGCGGGGCCGACAGCUGACGCAUGGCGAGAACUCUCACUUGCCAACUGAACAUAACAACGGUAGCAUAGGAGGGUUAGGGACUAACUCUUAUUGGGUGUAGCCAUGGUAACUUCCAUGACGUCAACUGGAUGUCACGUGGUUAAGACCGAAAAGAAAUGCACCAAUAGGAGUACAUCUGGUGUAGAGGCGAUGAUUUCUGCUUGAAUUUGAUCGAGAGAUUGAAAUCGGUUUCACAUUUGUGGCUUCCCCUGCAUAUGWAAAGCUGCCGCCAACGGCCAGCUUGUAUCCAAAAUAUCUGUUAAAUCAAUUCAUGUGGAAUGUCCCAUAGAUUUUCUUGAUUUACAGAUUGGUUAUGACAUUUUACAAUAUCGAUAUUUACACCUAAUUGAAAAAAAAACGUAGUCGGGUUCCAAAGGUUACAUUAGCAAAGCUAAGACCAAAAGGAAUCAUGCGAAAACAAAUGUUGCUGUUAAAGAAAUGUUUCUGAAUGCCAAAAGAUUGCCUCUGCAUUGAAUAAAGGGUCUUUCUCCCGAAAUAAACUCCUUCCAAUAACUUUCCUUUAUUAUUAUCUUCUCUACAAGCAAUGCUAUUGAUCAUUUUCAACCAUUCCCAUGAAAUUCAAGAGAUAAAAGACCGGCGGCCAUGUUGGAUGAAUGAACAAUAGAUACUAAUGAGAAAUUAUUCGUUGAAGUUCCUCCAAGAUGGCCGCUGUGACGUAACUUUAAAACGAAGAAUAAUGCAACAGGCUUAGGCAAAUAUGAUAUCAUGCCAAUUUCUGAGUACUUAAAAUUCCCUUCGGUGUUAGCUUCGAUGAUUUCAAGUUUUUGUGACCCGACAAAGAUUUUUCAAUAAGUUAAWAUAAGGGAUUGCACAAUAUUUAUAWUUGGCCAAAAAGCACAGAAUCUGAUACUGUUAAUUUUUCACUUUCCAAUUAAAGUUCUAGUUAAUUUUAGACGUUGCCCCCUCUUUAAAGACAUAAAAUUAGAUUUUGCCCCCCCCCCUCUGGAUUCUCAACCCCCCCUCCCCUCGUGAUAAGACCUGAUAGAUAUUGCGCUGUCCCAAUUUUGUUUAAGAAUAGAUCAAUUAUUUAAGUUAGUGAAUCAAAAGCCAAGCAUUGUGAGACAUGGGGAUGGGUGGGGAGUCGCAAUGACUGUGAAACGUUUUUGAUUGACACCAAUGAAAGACGCUUUUCAAUCAAAAUAAUUUUGGCAAAUAUUUGAAUUGUAAUUAAAAGGUAUUGUAAAAAAAAACAGUUUAUCAUACUUGUGAAGAAUUCAGUCAGUUGAGUUUUAGCGUUGUACUAAAAGGAAKCCAUCAAAAGAAGUUGUUAUUGUUACUUAAUUAUAUUAUGAAGAAAGAGUUAUAAUAGAAUAGAAUCCAUUUCAGGAGGUGUUUUUCCAAGGGUUCUAGGGAACCCCCUUUCCUUCUUGGCAGAUGGAUGCUUUGAAAUAGCUGACUUAAUUUUCCAAAUCAAUAGUUAAAUACAUUUGGAAUAGUCUAUUGGACUAUUGGACUGUUGGCAACAGUUUGUUUGGCGAAAAUAAAAAAAAACAAUACCCGUGCAAUUUUGCAGUCAAUCACCUUCUUCACGGUCUUGAAACCACWARAAAAGGUGGAACCCUCCCUCGUGAAGCCCCUCUACACGCCUUGCAUUUGGACAAAAAGAGUUGACACAUUUCACUUAUGACGUUUAGGUUCCACUGGCAAAACUCGSGCACUUUAAAGGUUGUACAUUUGAUGUAAAUAUGAUGUAAGUGUCCAAAAUGAUGUAAAUUUGAAGURAAUGACCACCAUACUGAUACUACAUGACAUUUACAUCAAAUUUACAACCUUAAAAGUGCGCGAUUUUUUCCAGUGAUUUGUGUGUAUACUUUGAGAUUACACUACACUUCUCUCCCCUCCCCCCUGAUCUAAUGUUGUGCCAGUGGGUAAAGGUCCGUAAUCUCUUCGGCUUCUUGUCAUGCAUAAAUGUGAUUAAAAAGCAGAAUUUAUAACGUGCGACAAUCACGUUGCUCAAGGAAGCAGGUCAGUUAAAUAGCUAUUUGUUAUUGUUGUUGUAGAAAUUUAGUAAAUUUAAUAAAAAGCAGAACUUUUAAUGUGCGACAAUAACGUUGCUCAAG
Exaiptasia diaphana is the source of this 4709-nucleotide messenger RNA. RefSeq names its product contactin-associated protein-like 5. The coding region runs from base 242 to 2689 and encodes 815 amino acids. The record is from RefSeq and is a predicted model, not a curated record. The transcript has 2 exons. Lineage: Eukaryota; Metazoa; Cnidaria; Anthozoa; Actiniaria; Aiptasiidae.